Molecule: messenger RNA, 276 nt
Organism: Laccaria bicolor S238N-H82
Lineage: Eukaryota; Fungi; Basidiomycota; Agaricomycetes; Agaricales; Hydnangiaceae
Exons: 4
Coding region: 1-276 (91 amino acids)
Cellular component (GO): intracellular anatomical structure
Molecular function (GO): oxidoreductase activity, acting on NAD(P)H, oxygen as acceptor
Source: RefSeq, a predicted model, not a curated record
AUGCUAACCGUUCCCAAGCCAACACUUGACCUUACUUACAACGAUUCCAAGGGUGUAUUCGACGUCAACGUAUCUGGUGUCUUUAACACCGCUCGCGCCGUGGCUAAGUUAUGCCUCGAGCGAAAGCAGAAAGGGUUAAUGGUCAUUACCUCGUCGAUCCACUCACAGAUUAUCAGGAAGUCUACGGUAGCUGCCCCCUUUGCUCAGGUUUUCUACAACGCCUUCAAAGCCGUUAUUUCAAAACUUGCCAAAGGGCUUGCCGCCGAAUGGUUGUAG